This is a messenger RNA of Pyrus x bretschneideri (Chinese white pear), 1617 nucleotides long. Its product is annotated as homeobox-leucine zipper protein HAT5. Bases 396 to 1370 code for a protein of 324 amino acids. The transcript has 3 exons. The record is from RefSeq and is a predicted model, not a curated record. Gene Ontology annotation, molecular function: DNA-binding transcription factor activity, RNA polymerase II-specific; sequence-specific DNA binding. Gene Ontology annotation, biological process: positive regulation of DNA-templated transcription. Gene Ontology annotation, cellular component: nucleus. NCBI's taxonomy places the organism in Eukaryota, Viridiplantae, Streptophyta, Magnoliopsida, Rosales, Rosaceae.
UCCUUCUCUCUCUCUCUCUCUCUCUCUCUCUCUCUCUCUCUCUCUGUGAAACUUCCAAUUUACAGAGCUGCUUCUUCUCUGUCUUUCUCUCUCUCUCUCUGUGAAACUUCCAAUUUACAGAGCUGCUUCUUCUCCACUGUUUCACCACUACCUCCAAUUCAUCGUCCCACAACUUCUCCUUCUUCUGAGUGAUGGGUGUGUGCAGCCGCUGUUCCCACACUUCCCACAUCACAGAAAUCAUCAUCACCAGCUUCUUCCGCCACAAAGCGUGAUUCUUUCUAAACCCUGAGCUUCGGAUCACUUACCAUCCAAAAAACCAAGCUGUGAUGUUCGCUCGAGCAGCUUAAUAAUCACAUAGUAAACAAUACUAAUUCGUCGGAGUGUUGACUGUAAACAUGUCCGGCGGGAGGGUCUACGGCGGCGGAAGUUCGUCCGGCCUGAGUGCUUUGUUUCAGAACCAGAGGGGUUCUGAGCGUCUUGAUUCUCUAUUCCUUUCUGAGUCAUCAAAUUCUUCGUCUGCUUCUUUUCUCGGUUCAAGAUCGAUGGUGAGUUUCGAAGAUGUUCGUGGAGGAAGUGGAUCGAAUAGGUCAUUGUUCCGCCAGUAUGAGCACGAAGAUAACGGGGACGAUGACUUGGAUGAGUAUCUCCAUCAACCUGGGAAGAAGAGGCGGCUAACCGCUGAUCAAGUCCAGUUUCUCGAAAAAAGCUUUGACGUGGAAAACAAACUGGAACCGGAGAGGAAAGUCCUGCUUGCAAAGGACCUUGGCUUGCAGCCUCGGCAGGUUGCGAUAUGGUUCCAGAACCGCCGCGCAAGGUGGAAGACAAAACAGCUUGAGAAGGAUUAUGAGGAGUUGCAAGCCAACUACAAUAAUCUCAAGGCUGAUUGUGAAAGCCUUUCCAAGGAGAAUGAUAAACUAAAGGCCGAGGUUACUGUCCUCUCAGACAAGCUGCAUCUCAAAGAGAAAGAGGGGGGAAAUUCAGAACUAUCUGAUACCAACAGAUUAUCUCAAGAACCGCCGCAGAAGCCAAUUGCUGACACGGUCUCUGAAGGCGAAGUAUCAAAAGUCUCAGCUGUGGCCUCCAAGCAGGAAGAUCUUAGUUCAGGCAGGAGUGAUAUAUUUGAUUCAGACAGCUCACAUUACACGGAUGCAGUUCACUCUUCACUCUUGGAGCCUGGUGAUUCUUCGUAUGCUUUUGAACCUGAACAGUCUGACCUUUCCCAAGAUGAAGAAGAUAACUUUACCAAAAGCCUGCUGCCUCCAUACAUCUUCCCAAAGAUUGAAGAUGUUGAUUACUCUGAUACGCCUGCGAAUUCAUGUAAUUACGCAUUCCCGGUGGAAGAUCACGCCUUUUGGUCCUGGUCUUACUAAGUUUCUUCUGGCAAAUCCGAAUCCCCGGGGUAUUACCAUCUUUGUUUAAAGUAUGGCAUAGAAGUGAAAAUAAGUCCAAGCAAAACGGCGCACCCCGAUCCCGAUGUGGUGGUGGGAACAAGGUUUCAAUAGAUGGUGGUUUUUGCCCCGUUGUAAUCUUGUUUUUCAUGGGGCUCUUAAUUAGUGCUUAAUGGACCAUUUUUGUAUGGAAUUUCAUGUAAGUAAAUAAAGUUCUCUUGUUAAGGAA